CUGAGGCCGUUUAGCCUAAGAAAAAAGCAUAUAUAUAUAUAUGUAUUAUAUACAUAUAUUUGUCGACAAACUGGUGAUUACCUUGAAGAAAGCAUGAAAAUUAUUGUAUCUUCUACUGUCAUAUCUGCAGCAAUUUUCUCCAUCUUUGGAGGCUACGUGAACAACAGAUUUGGUCGUAAAAUCACCAUCUUGCUAUCCAGCGUAUUGUUCACCAUUGGGGCAGUCGUCAUGGCCGCUUCUGACAGUAAGGAGAUACUCCUCGUUGGACGAAUAGUCGUUGGAGCCGGCGUAGGCACCUCAUCAUGCGCCAUUCCGGCUUACAUAGCCGAAAUCACCCCGUGCGCCAUCAGAGGCAGAAUGCUAGUCACCUUCCAGCUGAUGAUCACGUUUGGAUUUUGGGUUGCUGGUUUAUUAAAUGCUGCGUUCAGUUAUAUUAAAGAUGACAACGUUAAUUGGCGGUUGAUGCUCGGCGUUGCUGGCAUCCCAGCCGUUAUUCAGCUCGUUGGAUUCAUUCAACUACCUGAGAGUCCGCGGUGGCUUGCGCUCAACGGUCAAAAGGACAAAGCUGAGAAGAUCUUGACAAAAAUAUACGGAAAUGAUGAUGAGGCAAAAAUCGCUGCCGUAAUGGACGUGAAACGAAUGAUUGAGGAAAACGAAUUGACUCAUGCUGUUUCAGGCGGUUCCAACAUCGUCAUGUCCAUGCUGAAACAGUCGACUACCAGGAAAGCGCUGCUCAUUGGUUGCAUGUUACAAACCUUCCAGCAACUCUGCGGCAUUAACACUGUGAUGUACUACAGUGCUUCUAUCAUCCAGUCUGGUGGAAUACGAAGUCGAACCAUGAGCAUAUGGAUGACAUCCGUUACGUCAGGAGUGAAUUUUUUCUGCACUUUCAUCGGAAUCUAUUUGAUAGAACGAAUUGGAAGACGAUCCUUGCUGCUGUAUAGUACCGCAGGUGUGCUAUUGAGUUGUUUCAUACUUGGCACCGGAUUCCAUCUCAUAUCUGAGCAUUCGCCUCCAUCAGCUACUAAUGCUUCAACUUUUCAUCCUUACAGUUUUGGCGAAUCCAGCGAGUGUUAUGGUCUAGGUUGUGAUGCCUGCAGCUACAUGGUUGAAUGCGGGUUCUGCAUUGCGAACGAAGCUACGUCAGGCCUCUGCAUGCCAGUGUACAACAACGAAACAACCGGAACUUUGCUGUCCUAUGCAUCAUCCGGAAGUUGCGCUCCAAACGUUUCCCUGCCAGAGAUCGACAAUCAGUACCAACCCGUGGACCCUACAGCCUCGUUCGACUACGGAUUUUGCAUCACUGAAUAUUCGUGGCUUCCGAUCAUGGGAAUGGUUUUGUAUUUAUGCAGUUUUUCAGUUGGUAUGCCUUGGACCGAUCCCGUGGACGUCCAUUUAAUCAUUUACAUAUUUAGGGAAAUUUAUCCAAAUUGGGCGAGGAGCGUAGGAAACUCUGCGUCAACCUGUGUCAAUUGGCUGUGCAACAUCAUAGUCUCUUUUACUUUUCUGACGAUGAGUCGUGCCAUAACACGCCAAGGGGCGUUUUUCCUCUACGGCUGCAUUUGCUGCAUUGGAAUCAUUUCUUUUUACUUACUGGUCCCAGAAACUAAGGGACUGCGUAUGGAAGACAUUCAAAGUGUUCUACGGUCAUCCUGGAUAGUUCCAAAGAUAAAGUAA
This is a messenger RNA of Soboliphyme baturini, 1677 nucleotides long. NCBI's taxonomy places the organism in Eukaryota, Metazoa, Nematoda, Enoplea, Dioctophymatida, Soboliphymatidae. The record is from the annotation of a GenBank genome assembly.